AUGGCUCCUACACCGACGGCUGUCAACGGUCUCUUAAGACAAGUAAUACACUAUCAUCUUGACAACGCCUCCUACGAUAAUGCACUAUUUUUCUCCGAACGUUUGACGGCACAAGACUCAAGGUCCAGCGAGCCUGCAUACCUCUAUGCGUUAUGCCAUUUACGUCUUGGGGAUUUUCGCUCUGCUUACGACACGAGUAAGCUAAUAGGCCACCGAGGCGCUCACUUAGGCUGUGCUUGGGUUUUUGCUCAAGCUUGUUUGGCCCUCGAACGGUACAAGGACGGCAUCAACGCUUUGGAAAAAGCCCGGGGUUUCUGGGCAUCGAAAUGCAACUUGGGAAAACAUAGCGCGACAGCUCGGUCAGCUCUGCCUGAUGCGCCUGCUGUGCUAUGUCUCCUGGGAAGAUUGCAUCGCGGCUACGAUGAUAAGAAAAAGGCCGUUAGUUGCUAUGAGGAGGCUCUCCAGCUUAACCCUUUCAUGUGGGAUGCCUUCUCGGCUUUAUGUGACCUUGGUGUUACGGUUCGCAUGCCCAAUAUAUUUAAAGCCAACGACACCCUUGUUCAUAGCUUUGACGUCGAAGCUAGCCCGAUAAUAUCAUCGAGAGAAGGCUCUAUAGCAAUCGCCCCCGAUGUGCCCGCGAAAAAAUCCCAACGAAGCGCCACGGCAGAGGCUGGAAACGAUCCUUUUAGCUCAAGUCAUGCUCCUGCCAUUACCGAGCUGGCUAACGGUGAUUUUGGCCAGGAAGGUGAUAAGAGCGACUUUAUGCAGAAGAUCCAGGACGGACGUAUGCGCUAUGCAACAUCAACUAACAGCAGCUCUGGCUUUGACGGCAUGGAGACACCCCCAGGUCCAAUAUCAUCAUUCACAGGCUCGUCUCGCCUCGGUCAAUCCCACGACCCUCCCCAAGCGCCACCUCGCCGGACACGGCAAGCACAGGCCGUUGAUCAGGGGCAUGAGGCGCCUCCAAGAAUGAACUAUCGCAUAGGUUCCCGACGCACAAGGGCGCAAGAUAAGGGGCAGCAAGAGCAGUCAACAGAAAACAUAAUGACUGACGCAUCUAACUCGGCGCCUUCAGCAUCGUUGCGGUCGUCCAUACCAGCAGCGGAAAGGAAACGGACUGUAUCAGGACACCCGGCACAACGAGUCACAAACUCGGAAGAACCAGCGAUAACCCGGCGUAGUGCAAGACUCAAUAUGUUUAGACCAUCAUCGAAAGCAAACUCCGGCGCGACCACGAUAGGAACGUCAGCACCCAGGGAACUCAAGAAGGCGAGACCCCCAAUCUCUCGAAUCGUCCGACCUGGAUCCAGCGGCAAUAAUGUUGGCCGUGUUGUCAGUGGUAAUCGCAAACCUCUCGAAGACCCCCUACCUGAUGUUGAUCACGGCGAGGUCCAAAAGCCUAAGGACAUCCCCCCUCCCCCGCCUAUCCACAAGUCAUUGGAGUUGGAUGCUCAAAGGCUUGAAGAAGGACUCAAAUGGAUACUUGACCUUACGAAGAAGCUGGCCAAUGGAUACUACUCUUUGUCCCAAUUCCAAUGUACAGAAAGCCUCCAACACUUUCAAUCGCUCCCUGUACCUCACCAAAACACACCCUGGGUUCUUGCCCAGAUGGGACGAGCUCAUUAUGAGCAGGCAUCAUACGCCGAGGCCGAAAAGUUCUUCCGGAAAAUGCGAGUGCAAGCGCCUUCGCGCCUCGAGGAUAUGGAGGUGUACUCAACGAUCUUGUGGCAUUUGAGACGGGAGACAGAACUCUCCUUCUUAGCGCAUGAAUUGGUGGACUCAGCUUGGCUUUCGCCCCAGGCUUGGUGCGCACUUGGCAACGCCUGGUCGUUGGCACGCGACCACGAACAAGCUCUCAAGUGUUUCAAGAGAGCAACUCAGUUGGACCCCAAGUUUGCAUAUGCUUUUACCUUACAGGGACACGAGUAUGUAACAAAUGAGGAAUAUGAUAAGGCACAGACAGCAUACCGACAAGCGAUUUCCGCCGACAAACGCCACUACAAUGCCUAUUACGGUAUCGGAAGAGUUCAAGAACGCCUCGGCGCAUACGACAAGGCGUAUACACAUUUCCAUGCUGCUCAAAGUAUCAACCCCAACAACGCUGUCCUGAUCACUUGCAUCGGAACAGUGCUGGAGAAACAGAAGCAGAUCAUGCCCGCGCUUCAAGCAUACAGCAAAGCAGUAGAGCUCGCCCCUCGUGCCGCUCAGACUCGAUACAAGAAGGCCAGAGCUCUGCUUGCUGUUGGCCAACUCGAACCGGCACAAAAAGAGUUGAUGAUAUUGAAGGACUUGGCACCAGACGAGGCAACCGUCCACUUCCUUCUCGGCAAACUGUAUAGAAGCAUGGGCGAAAAGCAGCUCUCAGUGCGGCACUUUACUAUUGCUCUUGCCCUAGAUCCCAAGGCAAGCCAACAGAUCAAAGAAGCCAUUGAGAGUUUCGAGGACGACGUGGAGAUGGAUGACUCAAUGAUGUGA
Fusarium coffeatum is the source of this 2475-nucleotide messenger RNA. RefSeq lists its product as uncharacterized. Bases 1 to 2475 code for a protein of 824 amino acids. Gene Ontology annotation, molecular function: protein binding. The transcript has 2 exons. The record is from RefSeq and is a predicted model, not a curated record. Gene Ontology annotation, biological process: cell division. NCBI's taxonomy places the organism in Eukaryota, Fungi, Ascomycota, Sordariomycetes, Hypocreales, Nectriaceae.